Messenger RNA from Loxodonta africana (African savanna elephant), 1547 nucleotides. RefSeq names its product olfactory receptor 2D3-like. The coding region runs from base 193 to 1116 and encodes 307 amino acids. The transcript has a single exon. The record is from RefSeq and is a predicted model, not a curated record. Lineage: Eukaryota; Metazoa; Chordata; Mammalia; Proboscidea; Elephantidae. Gene Ontology annotation, biological process: G protein-coupled receptor signaling pathway; detection of chemical stimulus involved in sensory perception of smell. Gene Ontology annotation, cellular component: plasma membrane. Gene Ontology annotation, molecular function: G protein-coupled receptor activity; olfactory receptor activity.
GCACAUUUCUGUUGUUGCUGUGCCUACCAAUCAGAUGGCUUCAAUAGGAACAUAACGAAAUUUUAGAAAAUCAAAUGUCUUGUUUGCAAGAUUUUUUUUUUUAAUCAAAAAAAUCUUCCAUUGAAACCUGUACUUUCAGGAUUUGAUUUCAGUACUCUGUUAAUACUGAUCUGUAGGUAGGAAUAAGCAUUAAUGGGCAAAGAAAACCAAACCUAUUUGACUGAAUUCAUCUUGCUGGGGCUUUCUUCAGAUCAGCAUACUCAGGUCCUGCUGUUUGUGGUAUUUCUCAUCAUCUACCUACUGACUGUAUCUGGGAAUCUGCUCAUCAUAGUCUUAGUUAAUGCUGACUCCCGACUUCACACUCCCAUGUACUUUUUCCUUAAAAACCUGUCUUUUGCUGACCUCUGUUUCUCUACAAGCAUUGUUCCUCAGAUGCUACUCCACUUCCUGGUAAUGAGAAAGACCAUUUCCUUUGCUAGAUACUCAAUUCAGAUGGUGUUUUUCUUAGUAGCUGGGGCUACAGAGAGUUCACUUCUAGCAGUGAUGUCCUAUGACCGCUAUGUGGCUGUCUGCAAGCCCUUGCACUACUCUACCAUCAUGACCCAGAGGGUUUGUGUCCAGCUGGCCAUAGCAUCCUGGGUCAGCGGGACAUUUGUGUCUCUGGUAGAUACCACAUUUACUUUGUGUCUCCCGUACCAGGGACGAAAUGUAAUUAAUCAUUACUUUUGUGAACCUCCUGCACUUCUGAAGCUGGCUUCCACAAACACCUACAAAGCUGAGAUGGCCCUCUUUUCAGUGGGUGUGGCUAUCCUCCUACUUCCUGUCUCCCUUAUUCUGAUCUCCUACUGCAACAUCCUCUCCACUGUGUUGAGAAUGCAGUCAGGGGAGGGGAGAUUUAAGGUCUUCUCUACCUGUGGUUCCCAUCUCACUGUCGUUAUCUUCUACUAUGGAUCAACAAUAUUCACCUACAUGAGGCCAAACUCCAAAAAAAUGAAUGAAGGUGAUAAAAUUAUCUCUGUGUUCUACUCAGUCAUAACAUCCAUGAUGAACCCGUUCAUUUACAGCCUGAGGAACAAGGAUGUAAAGGAGGCAUUUAGGAAAGCAUUUGGGAGAUAGAAUCUCUCAGAUGCAGUGAUCUUUACAUAUAUAUCUAAAGAUCAAUUCAACCACAAGUGGCGGAGCUGUUUGCCCAACCAUGGCACGUGACCUCACAUUCCAGCAAAUGUCUUGAUAUGUCACACACUGCCUCCCUCCCAGAAAACUACCGGCUUGAAGAAACUAAUAUUUAGAAGCAACCUUCCUACAUUAGAACUCUCAGACCAGACAUCCCUACACCACCAAUAUGCCAUACCUGUUCCACCCUCAGACAUGUUCUCCUUUCUUCUGCAGGUUUGCUGUUGCCAGUAUCUAUUGAGUUCUCCCCUUUGAAAAGUGCAUAACCCACUGUUAGUGCAAGAACACCCCUAGAGGAAUACCUGUAGAUUCUUACUGAUUUUCACACUGCACACUACCCCUCUCUCUGAGAAAAAAAUGAAUCCACUGCUGGC